GUGAUUUCUAUUCCCUCAUUUCCAGGCUGCUAGGAGAAAGGGAAGACGUGGUUCACCUGCACAAGUAUAAUCCUGCAGAAAAUGCUGAAUCAGAUUUUGUAGCCGAGAUUGCUAAUGUAGUCCAGAAGAAGGAUCUUGGCUGGCCUGAUGCCAGAGCAUUUUCCAAAAAUGACAAAAGAGCUAAUGCCAUUCUUGUCAGAGACAGAAUCCACAAGUUUCACAGAUUAGAAUCAACUCUGAGGCCACCGGAAAACAGGCAUGUUGCUUUGCAGCAAAAUAAACCCAGUGUAGGGAACUGGGAAAAAGAACAGACAGGAGGUUUAAAGAUAGAAGAAGUAGCUGACUGGCCAGGCAUAACCCUCAAACUAGGCCAGGUUUCUGGGCUGGCCCUGGAUCCUAAUAACAAUUUAGUCAUCUUUCAUAGAGGUGACCAUGUAUGGGAUGCAAAGUUUUAUUUACCUCAUGGCUUGAGUAUAGAUAAUAAUGGUAACUACUGGGUGACAGAUGUAGCUCUUCACCAGGUGUUCAAACUGGCAUCAGAUGGUGUGGAAUCUCCUUUUGAAGACGGUUGGGUGACUACACCGUCACCUAGGUCGUUGACCCUUAUAAAUACACAGACUGCCGAUGACAUUAUCAGCAUAACAAAAACUUCUGUAGGUCAUGCUAAACCGGGUCAGUUCAGCAUCCCUCACAGUUUAACUCUUGCAUCUGACUUCGAUCAGCUAUGUGUAGCAGACAGAGAGAAUGGUCGGAUUCAAUGUUUUAAGCCAGAAACAGGCAAAUUUGUGAGAGAGAUCAGACAUCCAUCAUUUGGAAGAGAGGUUUUUGCAGUUGCUUACACUCCAGGUGGCCUCUUGUAUGCAGUUAAUGGGAAGCCUUACCCUGGAGACCGGGAGCCAGUGCAAGCAUUUGUGAUGAACUUUUCAACUGGAGAAAUUGUUGAUACUUUCAUUCCACUUAGAAAGAAUUUUGAGAUGCCACAUGACAUUGUUGCUUCAGAAGACAGAACAGUAUAUGUUGGUGAUGCUCAUGCCAACACGGUGUGGAAAUUUACAUCCACAGAAAAAAUGGAGCAUCGGUCUGUUAAAAAGGCUGGGAUUGAAAUACAGGAAAUAAACGCAGAGGCAAUUAUAGAAGGCACGCUGACAAAGAAACCCACAUCAAAAGAAUUUUUAAGGAAAGAAGAAAGACAUCAAGUUGUCCAGCAGGCUAGCAGUUCUGUUUCUUUUGUUCUUAUUACAACACUUCUAAUUAUUCCAGUAGCUGUCCUCUUGGCAAUUGCCAUGUUUAUUUGGUGGAGAAAGACAAGAAUCUAUGGAGCUGAUGUUGAUCAUAAACAUGAUUCAAGCUCAGGUAGAAUUUUGGGCAGAUUUAGAGGAAAAGGCAGUGGAGGCCUCAAUCUUGGGAAUUUCUUUGCAAGCCGUGCAGGUUAUAGUCGAAAAGGGUUUGACAGACUUAGUACCGAAGGGAGUGAUCAGGAAAAGGAAGAGGAUGCCACGGAUUCAGAAGAGGAAGAACCCGUCUCUCAGCCUCCAGCGAUACCCUCAUCUUCUUCUUGAAACUGGCCUUUAAUUGUUACAUGGUCCGCGUCUACAAAGAUUGCCAGAUUUAGCACGUUUUAAGAUUUUACGUAUUUAAUUGUAAACUGUACUAGUCCUUUGUGAGGCUGUACACAGAUUAAUUUUGUUUUUGUUUUUCCCUCCCCUCCCCUUUUGCUUCAGUUCAGUUUUGGAGUGUGAACAUUUCCUAUCAGUGCCAUUGUUUUAUGUGAACCUUUUAAUAAAGCAGAGCAAUCCCACUUUAUUGCAGUAAUGCUUUAAAAUGCUUUAAAAUAGUAAUAUUUACUCAUUUCAAUUAGGGACCAUCUCUAUAUUUGUAAAUAAGUCCCAGCCUCAGCUUUAAGAAUACUUUUGGUUUUCAGUUUUUCUUUGGUGCCUUUUCACUUUCGAUGCCCUUAAUCUAUCACAGAACAGUGCCACAAUGAAACAGAGCCACUAAAUCCCCUAUUUUUUUAAAAAAAUAUCACAAGUAUUCUAUUACUUUAAGGGAAAGAUUUUAAAAAGUCUCUAUUUAUAAUUGGAUUUUUUUCCCCCUUCUCUUCCUUCUUGCUCAGACUUUGUGUGUUUCCAGGAUGUCUUAUUUUUAGAUGGCUAUACUGUUAGAACACUAUUUUCAGAAGCUGAAUGUAACUUGUGUAAUAAAGUGUUCGCAGAGCAUCAACUGUCAAAGUGGAAUUUUUGCAUUUGGGGUGAAGGGGAAAUGACUUUGGAAACCGCCCAGUUAAAAAAAUCACCAAUCCCCCAAAAAACUACAAAAUAUUUUUUUUAAAAAAACACAGUAACUGAAAAGAUGACUCAAAUGGUAUUUUAUAUGAAAGAAGAUAUUUUGUUAAGGAGUGCUUUUUAUAAGAGAAAAAAGCAAAUCAAAAAGUUAAAAUUCCAUUAUCUGUAUGAUUCCUGUUGUUGGGAGGUUUUUUUAUUAUUAUUAUUAAAUCUGGCCUGUAUAUCCAUCCUCCGGGGCAGAUACCAAAAUAAAACAUUGCUGGAACAGGAAA
Molecule: messenger RNA, 2554 nt
Organism: Protobothrops mucrosquamatus (brown spotted pit viper)
Lineage: Eukaryota; Metazoa; Chordata; Lepidosauria; Squamata; Viperidae
Product: peptidyl-glycine alpha-amidating monooxygenase
Cellular component (GO): extracellular region
Molecular function (GO): peptidylglycine monooxygenase activity; protein binding
Source: RefSeq, a predicted model, not a curated record